CACAGCCAUCACCAACAGUAACAAUUGCGCAUGGUACUGCAUAUGGCUCUGUUCCCUCAACAACAACUACAGCACAGCCAUCACCAACAGUAACAAUUGCACAUGGUACUGCAUAUGGUACUGUUCCCUCCACAAACACUCCAGCCCAACCUUCACCAACUACUUCAUAUGGUACGAUUGCACCUUAUACUGCACAUGGUACUGCUUCCUCCACAACAACUACAGCACAGCCAUCACCAACAGUAACAAUUGCGCAUGGUACUGCAUAUGGUUCUGUUCCCCCCACAACAACUACAGCACAGCCAUCACCAACAGUAACAAUUGCGCAUGGUACUGCAUAUGGUUCUGUUCCCCCCACAACAACUACAGCACAGCCAUCACCAACAGCAACAAUUGCACCUUAUACUUUACAUGGUUCUGUUCCACACGGUACGGCACAUGGUUCUGCUCCCUCCACAAAGACUGGAACAUCAUCGUUUCAUGCAUCAACCACCACAUCAACAACUCGUACAACAGACGCUCCAUCUAAAUUCGAUUCAUCAUCAACAACCAACCCUUCCAUUCAAAUUUCAUCUACCAGCCUCGUCGCAACCCACACAGAUGCAAUGAGAGCUCCUUUAACCUUCGAACCUCCCUCAUGGAUUCCUUCACACCCAUAUGAGGAACAAGAUGCAUCUGAGACUCUCCUUCCCCUCCUCGACUGCCGAGAUCCUCCCCCAAUCUACUAUGGAGUCAAAGGCUCGACCAUCACAAUCCCAUUUGACUUCUUCUCGGCAUCUGACCCUCAUGACGAUCCAAUUCUAGAUCUUUUUGUUCAGGUGGGUGUCCCAAUCAACACACUGGGAUUCGAUUUCUCUCACAUUUAUGUUUGUUAUUCCAUAGGAUCACAAUUUGAACAAAAUGACACUCUUGGCGCAUCGAUGUGA
Molecule: messenger RNA, 926 nt
Organism: Condylostylus longicornis
Lineage: Eukaryota; Metazoa; Arthropoda; Insecta; Diptera; Dolichopodidae
Product: mucin-2-like
Exons: 1
Source: RefSeq, a predicted model, not a curated record